AUGGCGAGCUGGUGGCGGGCGCUGCCGCGCGCGGCCCGGCGCUACCCGUGGCCCGCAAACGUGGUGCUCUACGCCGGCCUCUUCUCGGCGGGCGACGCGCUGCAGCAGGGGCUGCGGGACGCCCCUCCCGACUGGCAGCAGACGCGGCGCGUGGCCACCCUGGCCGUGACCUUCCACGCCAACUUCAACUACGCGUGGGUGCGGCUGCUGGAGCGCGCGCUGCCCGGCCGCGCGCCGCGCGCCGUCCUGGCCAAGGUGCUGUGCGACCAGGCGGUCGGCGGGCCCGUGGCCAUCUCUGCCUUCUAUUCUGGUAUGAGUAUUCUCCAAGGAAAGGAUGACAUAUUUUUGGACCUGAAGCAGAAAUUCUGGAAUACAUAUAAGUGUGCUCUGAUGUACUGGCCAUUUGUGCAGCUGACCAACUUCGCCCUUAUUCCCAUUCACUGGAGAACAGCUUACACCGGCUUCUUUGGCUUUUUCUGGGCCACCUUCCUUUGCUGCUCCCAACAGAGUGGUGAUGGUACCUUGGAGUCAGUUUUCACCUCCCUUCAUCUAAAGGACACCCAUGCAGUAGAAGGGCCUCCAGAGAACUGAGAAGUCAGACUCCUAGAAUGACUAAAUCUUUUCCUUAAAUGCAAUGGAUUGCUGUGGAUAAAAUACUCUAGUUACCUGUUAUGUGCCCCAUCUUGCAAAUUUAUUGUUCCAUAGACUCCAUUGCUUUUUAUAAAUUAUAACAUUCCACCUGUUUUAUUUUUCUCCAUCCUACUCUGAAUGUAUUAUUUCUGUAGUAUUUCCACUUUUCCAAUACUUUGGCUCAUAUCAGUAACAGUGGCAAAAUGGCAUUUUGUAAUUAUUACUAUUUCUAUUCCAUUAUUUUAAUGUCAAUGGGUUUAAGAAAGUCCUAUGUCAAUUGAAUACCUCUUUCUCCUAAAAUCUCAGGUUAUCACCCAAAUGCUUUUGGAUCAGAUUCUCUUUUUUACCAAAAAUAGUUCUUAUCUAAGUCAAUUACUAUUUACAUAGAAUUCAAUCAAGGAAAAAUGGAACAAUUUUUUUCUCCAAACUGCUAUAACUUAUCUGUUGUUAUGCUGAUACUACAACUUUUUAAGUACAUUUUUGUAUCAUCAGCAACAAAAACAACAACAAUGUAUCAUCAGUGUCCCCUAGAUAAAAUGUAUUUUAUUGUUGUCUUUUACUUUUAAAAUUUCCUAGGUACUUGUUAGUUAAGUUUUUAAAUUUUUGAGCAUAUUCAGCUGACUAACAUGCCCCAUUUCCUAGACAUGAAAUAUUCAAAACAUUUGACUUCUUAAAGAAAUAUAUUGAGUGAAGGUUCUUAAAAUGUUAAUAUUUUUUUCUUCCUCCAAAAGGUAGAAUUCCACUUUAUAGGACUCCAGGGAAAAUAGUUACCCCAAUUUUACAUUGAUAUUAUGUUUCUAAAAAUCAAUGCUUUAAAAUAAAUAUUGAUAGAUAAUCCUUAAGGUAGACUCAAGAAACUCAAUCUAGUUUUUCAGAUUUACUCAGUUUGUCUAACCUCAAACCAGUGGGUUUAUGAAAUUGUUUGAAUAUCUCAAGUUUCAGCAAAUUUUAUCUAAGAAUUACACUAGAAUUCUGCUUCUAAUGGAAUAUUUCACAAAUUUAAAGACUUGAAACACUGAAAUGUUCGUAAAUUUAUCUUGGCAAUUUAUGAUUAAGAUUCAUUUAAGAAUGUAUACCUGAAUUUCUUAAGCAUGUGACUUCUACAAUUUGUACUGUGAGUUUAUAUGUCAUCAUUAUAACUUCUAAGCAUACAAUUUAUUUGAAUUUAAUAGAUAUUAAAUAUUUUCCAUCAUUGGGACAAUAGUAAAGAAAUUUCUAGAGCAUUAAUUUUAAAAUUAUUUGUUUUGGCAUUAUUUUUAAAGUGGUUCAUAGAACAGAGAAUCUAUUUCACAAUGCAAAAGUUACAUUUUGUCAUUCAGUAUAUUCAGAAUAACUGUAGCAAGUUCUACCUGGCAGUGUUUAGAUAAGGUUCAAUAUUGCUUUCAUGAUGCAAAAAUAGUGUUUGUAUUUUGUAUAAAAAUACUUGGGAAGACAGACUUUGUUUAGACUGUCAAAGGGGAAAAAGCUUAUUUAUAAAAGUUAGGGUAUGAUAGUCUUUACUCAGUAAUGGGUUACUCUGUGUUGUCGAGAAUACAUGGAAUACAUAUUCUGAGAAUUUUUACAAAUAAUACACUUUGUAUUUUUAUGCACAAGUAAUGAUGUGUGUUAGUGCAGGAAAUGGAAAUUAAUCAAAACGAUGUAUUGUUUAUUUACAAAUGCUGCUGUCCUUGGUAAAACACGUUUCAGGACCUUGAACCCACAGGCAGCCCUCUCUUUUCCUCCAGAUUUUCCUGGCUUCUACAAUUUGUUUAAUGUUUGUGUGUUCUGAUCCUGUGGUUGCUCAGGCAAAGGCCAAACCUAGAAUUCAUUUCCCUUAAUAGAGUGAGACAGACCACAUUUCCAAACGGUGUUACCCUAGCAUAUAUAGAGAACAAAAGGGAAAUUUGGAAAAUAUCAAAAAGUAUUUAAAAAUUUGUAGAAUACCAAUUUCCGAUUGUUAAUAGCUUGACUGGGGUCAGAUAUCCUAUCCUGCAUCCAGGCAUUCGGAGUAUUUACCCUUUAACUCCAAGGGCACCUUCUUGGCAUUUCUUUCUGAUUCCAUUUUUGUCACUGAUAAUACCAUCUUCCAUCCACCACCAAGAAGCUGCCUUGACCCUGCUACCUUUAAGAUCAAGAGAGUUUGAGUCCUGUCUUUGUGGAGUCUGGUUUCUAUUUCUAGUCUUGGAGAGGGACCUCUUAACCAGAUGGUGGAAAACUGAUUUCUCCAUGCAGGGGAGAUCUUUCCUUCUACACAAAUGAGUGCCAGCACCCUUACAAUCCAUCAAUAGAACCAUAGCUAAAUGAAAUAAACAUGUAAGUAAUCAAUUAAUAUUAUGGGAUGGCUGUUUUAGAGGUGUAAGGAUAACUACAUGGCGAUAACUAUGUUCAAGAAGUUUAUGAUCUAUUGAGCAUAUAAAUUUAAAAAAUGACAAUCGGGUGCUUAACACAUCUGAUCCAACCCAUCAAUCACUGUUUAAACAGCAUCUGUGACAAGCAGUCAAUAGAAACCUUGAACAUUACUCAAAUAUUGCCUCCCAGUCCUGGGUUAGUGGCAUAAGCAGUAAGUACUUUGAAGUCGUGGUGCUCUGGAUAACCUGGGAAAACUUCCCAGAGGAGAUGCCUGAGUCCAGAACAAAGGUUGUAAAUUCACAAGACUACAGCCUGAACUGGGGUGGUAAUGGUAGGAUCAGAUGAGACAAAAUGAGAUCUUGAAAGAGCAAAAAAAAAAAGAGAAGGCAUUUCAUUUCUAACAGGGAAAUUUCACUGACCAACUUUGAAUAAUGUACACGUGUCUAUGCAGCUUACUUGUAAUUAAGGCUCACACAUAAUGUGCAACUUACCUGUCUCCGUUUAUAGGAAAAUUAAUGAAAAUGAUACUCUUUUAUCUAUAUCAUUGUUGGUUUGGUGAGUGAGAAUUAGGCAAUUUGAAAGUGCAUAUGUUUAAAAUGUUCUAAUACCAAGUUUGAGAAUGGUAUGUGAAACCUUUUGUUUGUAACAAGAUUUCCAUAUUUUCCUCAAAAUCUUGCAAGUGGACGAAGUGAUUCGUUAUUUGCCCACUUUACAGCCAGUGAAAUUUGACAUCUGGGGAGUCAUACAAAUGAAGGGUACUCUAGGAUAACUUGAGCAUUUUCUCCUAUUGAUGUUCUUUGGGCCAAAAUUAGAAAACUGUUUAAUGAAUAAAAGAAAUCAU
This is a messenger RNA of Talpa occidentalis (Iberian mole), 3799 nucleotides long. It is a transcript of the gene MPV17L, whose product is annotated as MPV17 mitochondrial inner membrane protein like. The transcript has 4 exons. The record is from RefSeq and is a predicted model, not a curated record. Bases 1 to 591 code for a protein of 196 amino acids. Gene Ontology annotation, cellular component: cytoplasm; membrane. NCBI's taxonomy places the organism in Eukaryota, Metazoa, Chordata, Mammalia, Eulipotyphla, Talpidae.